CAGGUCAGAUAUUCUGCUCAGCCUUUUGUUCCGCAAAACCAAACAUGAACUUGUCUUUGAUGCUUUUGCUUCUUCACCUGUUAGGGUGUGUGGGAUGGUCUUUAUCACAGAAUGUUCCUCAGGGUUGUGAGAGGCCAACAGCUCCUGCCAGUGCAGACCUCAGGCACACGGCUAAGGACAGUUAUGGACAUCAAGAGAGGGUUGAAUUCAUGUGUCCGAAUUUAUACCUAAUGGAGGGUGGGCCCUUCAAAACGUGCAACAACGGUGAAUGGGUUGGAGAAAUAAGAUGCCUCAGACCCUGCACCUUGACCUCGGAAGAGACAAACGGAAGUAGCAUCAGAUUCAAAUAUAGCCGUAACACUAAAAUGUAUAUAAGCCACAAUGAUGAAAUUGAGUUCUCAUGCACCACAGGAAAACCUGUCGGUGGAGUGGCAAUGCGUCAGAGAUGUCGCGAUGGUGAGAUAAACCUGCCCACCUGCCAUUAGACGCCUUCAGUAGAAUGGAUGUGACAGCUGCUGCGUGUCAUUUGAAUAAAACUUCUCACACGA
Solea senegalensis (Senegalese sole) is the source of this 548-nucleotide messenger RNA. RefSeq names its product complement factor H like 5 (gene cfhl5). The transcript has 3 exons. The record is from RefSeq and is a predicted model, not a curated record. Bases 45 to 485 code for a protein of 146 amino acids. NCBI's taxonomy places the organism in Eukaryota, Metazoa, Chordata, Actinopteri, Pleuronectiformes, Soleidae.